AAGAAAUAUAAUCAAUAAUGGCAUUCAAACUUAUCGCAUUCGCAGCACUUAUUGCUGUAGCUCGUGCUGGCCUUAUCCCAACCCAUGGAUAUGCUGCUGCACCAGCUGUUUAUUCACACGCCGCUCCAGCUGUAUACGCUCAUGCCUCUCCAGUAGCUGUAGCUCAUGCUCCAAUUCACGCUAAAGUACUCGUUGCUGAAGCUCCAGCCAAAUACAGUUUCCAAUAUGGUGUACAUGAUUCCCACACUGGUGAUGUUAAAGAACAACAUGAAGAACGUAAUGGUGAUGUUGUACAAGGAUACUACACUUUAAAUGAAGCUGAUGGAACCAAACGUAUUGUUCACUACACCGCUGAUGAUCACAAUGGUUUCAACGCAGUCGUACAACGUGAAGGUAAACCAGUUCACCCAGUUGCCGUAAAAGCUGUCGCUCCAGUAUACGCUCAUGCUGCACCAUUAGCUGUAGCUCAUGCUGCACCAGCUGUAUAUGCACAUGCAGCACCAGCUGUAUAUGCCCAUGCUGCUCCAUUAGCCGUAGCUCAUGCAGCUCCAUUAGCGUAUGCCAGUCAUGGUUACCAUCAUUAGAACUAAAUUUUUUUAUUUAAUUUUAUGCUUUUGUAAAUAUGAAUGUGUG
Chrysoperla carnea is the source of this 633-nucleotide messenger RNA. Its product is annotated as cuticle protein 8-like. The transcript has 2 exons. The coding region runs from base 18 to 584 and encodes 188 amino acids. The record is from RefSeq and is a predicted model, not a curated record. Gene Ontology annotation, cellular component: extracellular matrix. NCBI's taxonomy places the organism in Eukaryota, Metazoa, Arthropoda, Insecta, Neuroptera, Chrysopidae.